ACAAAAACAAGCUUUGGUUUUUCUAAUAUCUAACUCCAUUAUCCAAUUCCAACUUUAGCUUAUAGCUUCUUAAAAAUCCUUUUUUUCUUUGUGUUCUUGCAUCUUGUUGUUCAACAACACCACCAUCUUCUUGUUCUUAAUCCCACACACAAUCAUUUGUUGUUGUUUUGUUCAUCAUUUCAAUUUUCAGGUUCACAGGUUUGACUUUAAGGAGCUUCGGAAAAAAACUUGCCCUUUAAUCUUUAUCAUAAGCAGUUGCUUCGAAGAUAGCAGAGGCAUUCUGAAUCCUACUUGGGUUUAUUGAGUUUUCAAUGGGAGGUGUAUUCGGAAGGCAUGAUAGCCAUAAAAGAUGGAUUUACGGAACCAAAAUUGAGAAUAAAAUUGUUGAAGCAAUGCAAAAGAGGGAAUCUAAAGGAUCUUCGGUGAAAUCAUUCAACACUAUAAUCUUGAAAUUCCCAAAAAUUGAUGAAAGCUUUAGAAAAUGCAAAGCCAUAUUUGAGCAGUUUGACGAGGAUUCGAAUGGGGUAAUAGAUCGAGAAGAGUUGAAAAAUAGUUUCAGUAAACUGGAAAUUUCAAUUACUGAGGAGGACUUGAAUGAUCUCUUUGAAGCAUGUGACGUCAAUGAACAUAUGGGAAUGAAGUUCUCUGAGUUCAUUGUACUCCUUUGCCUUGUCUACCUUCUCACGGACGAUCCAGCAGCCCUUCACAUUAAAUCACAAAUUGGGUUGCCGGAUCUAGAGGCCACGUUCGAGACUUUGGUCGAUGCAUUUGUGUUUUUGGACAAGAACAAGGAUGGUUAUGUCAGCAAAAGCGAGAUGAUUGAGGCAGUAAAUGAAAGCCGGGAGCGUUCUUCUGAAAGAAUAGCAAUCAAAAGAUUUGAAGAAAUGGAUUGGGAUAAAAAUGGAAUGGUGAGCUUCAAGGAGUUCCUUUUCGCGUUUACUAGGUGGGUCGGAAUCGACGACAAGGAAGAUGAAGAGGCCUGAGGCCUGAAGCUUGUCAUCAAUAAGUGCCUUAUACUGCUUCUGUUGUUAGUAGCUGGUAAUAAAAAAAAACAAAAUGUUUCAGGCUCCAAAGAAACCUGAAAAUUAAAAAAAUGGAGGCUUUUCUUGUUUUAGCUUGCAAUAAAGGGCUGGUUGCUACACUUUGAUCUGCAAUAAACCUUUCAUAGAUGAAGUUCAUUUGUAAAUAGUCAGAAAAGUGUGUAUAACUGUGAGUGCUAUGUUGAAGAUGUGUUAAAAUAUUUUACCUUGUAACUGCUACUAUGUUGAUUAGACAGCCUUCUUCAGUAGUUUUUCUGUUUUGCUUUAUUAUUCCUAUUAUUGGUAGGCAAGUUCAUUCCCUUCCAAGUGCCAAGUAUGGAAAAAGUUUGAGAUCCAAGGUUAAGAUUAGAA
Messenger RNA from Arachis duranensis, 1391 nucleotides. Its product is annotated as probable calcium-binding protein CML21. The coding region runs from base 312 to 983 and encodes 223 amino acids. Lineage: Eukaryota; Viridiplantae; Streptophyta; Magnoliopsida; Fabales; Fabaceae. The record is from RefSeq and is a predicted model, not a curated record. Gene Ontology annotation, molecular function: calcium ion binding. The transcript is spliced from 5 exons.